UCCCUCCCUCCAACUUGUAAGGCAACCAUUACAAUAACAUCUUCACCAAUUAUAUUGGUAAUUUCACCAAAAGAAAGCUUCUUGUUGAGAAGAGAGUAGAGAGGGCAGGAGAGAAGAUCAGAGAAACAAAUGGCUUCAACUUCAGCUGUUUCAAUGGCCUUGCCAUUAACUUAUGCAAGCCAAAAGAGGGUUCCAACCUCUGAGGCUUUCUUCAAGCCACUCCCAGCGAGGCAAUCCAAGGCUAUGUCAGCAUCAAAAUCCAGUGGGAGGUUUCAAGUCAAGGCUUCGUUGAAGGAGAAGUUGGUCACUGGAUUGACAGCAGGUGCACUUACAGCUUCCAUGGUGAUUCCAGAGGUAGCUGAAGCAGCUGGGUCUGGGGCUUCUCCUUCUCUCAAGAACUUCUUGCUCAGCAUUGUGGCUGGUGGAGUUGUGCUUGUUGCCAUUAUUGGUGCUGUGAUCGGAGUUUCCAAUUUCGACCCUGUCAAGCGGGGUUAAGCGAUGUACUAUUCUGAGAAUGUUUGGAAUUCUUUUACAACUUCAUGUCAUGUAUCUUGUUUGAUGCUUUCAAUGAUCCUCUGUGUGAAAUCUUCAGAUGUAACGUGGCCCAAGACUUGUGAAAUCUAAAUUUACAUUUCCUGUC
Messenger RNA from Populus nigra (black poplar), 640 nucleotides. RefSeq lists its product as uncharacterized. The transcript has a single exon. The coding region runs from base 130 to 495 and encodes 121 amino acids. Gene Ontology annotation, biological process: photosynthesis. The record is from RefSeq and is a predicted model, not a curated record. Lineage: Eukaryota; Viridiplantae; Streptophyta; Magnoliopsida; Malpighiales; Salicaceae. Gene Ontology annotation, cellular component: membrane; photosystem II.